Molecule: messenger RNA, 831 nt
Organism: Auxenochlorella protothecoides
Lineage: Eukaryota; Viridiplantae; Chlorophyta; Trebouxiophyceae; Chlorellales; Chlorellaceae
Product: Mitochondrial outer membrane protein porin 1
Exons: 3
Coding region: 1-831 (276 amino acids)
Biological process (GO): monoatomic anion transmembrane transport
Cellular component (GO): mitochondrial outer membrane
Molecular function (GO): voltage-gated monoatomic anion channel activity
Source: RefSeq, a predicted model, not a curated record
AUGGCGAAGAUUCCCGCUUUUGGCGAGCUCGGGCGCACCGCCAAGGACCUCCUGUACGGGAGCCGCGACGGCGUCUUCCAGUUCGACCGUGUGGUCAGCAUCUCCAGCACCACCUCUGAUGGCGUGGACUUUGGGCUGAAGGCCCUGAGCAAGGGCGACCGCCUGGACAUUGACCUGAAGAGUGUGUACGUGGCGCCCCGCUAUACCCUGGUGUCCUCCAUCACCCGCGACGGCAAGCUGGCAGCGGCAGUGACCUACAAGGACCUGGCCCCCGGCCUGACCCUGGGCCUGUCUGGCACCGUGCCCGAGCUGGAGACGGCCAAGGUGGCGGUGGACUACUCGCUCCCCCACCUGACCCUCAAGUCGGUGGUGUCCCUGGCCUCCUCCCCCAAGGUCGACCUGGCGGCCACCACGGGGUACGAAGGCGUGACCCUGGGCGCGUCUGGGACUUUUGACGCCUCCAAGUCCGCGCUCACACGCUGGACCGCCGGCGUCGGCUACACCGCGCCCGACUACCAGCUGACCGCGCUGCUGACCGACACCAACGCGCUGAGCGUGCUGCUGGCCCACCGCGUGGCCGCCGACACCACCAUUGGCGCGGAGGUGAGCCGCGACCUGGGCUCCUCCGCCACCAGCUUCGCCAUCGGCUCCUCGCGGCGCCUGGCCGGCGGUGCGCUGACUAAGGCCAAGCUGGAGAACAGCGGCAUCCUGUCCCUGCUCUACGAGCAGGAGCUGCAGCCCAAGACCAAGGUCGCGCUCAGCACCCAGCUCAACGCCCUGGACCUGAAUGCCCCCCCCAAGUUCGGCGUCGGCUUCGACGUCAAGUACUGA